Molecule: messenger RNA, 1840 nt
Organism: Actinia tenebrosa (Australian red waratah sea anemone)
Lineage: Eukaryota; Metazoa; Cnidaria; Anthozoa; Actiniaria; Actiniidae
Source: RefSeq, a predicted model, not a curated record
CAUAAAAAAUACUAACGGGGUAUAGGAAGGGUCGAGCCAAGCAGCAGAGAUAAAGUUUCUAAGAAAACGAGGAACUUGGACAGUUAUUCUUAAAUUAAGAAGAGUAAUUGCAAUCGAAGAUUCUUCUAUUGGACCUAAAUUUACAGUUUUCGUAAAGGUUUUAAUUGUUUCGUGAAAAAAAUGACUUCAAAGGAUGCAUUGUUCAUAUUGGUACUAUUAUUGCUGUUUGGGAUUGGCAGUAAUCCACGAGGAGAGAAAAUUGAAAAGGUUGUUAAAGUUUGUGAAAAAGAGACAGCCACUUUAGUUUGUGGAACUGAAGGACACAAAGCUUCAUAUCRGUGGAGGUUUGCUUCAAGAAGACAAGUUCCAAUGAAAACUGAUAAGURUGAACAGUUGCAAAAUGGAGCAAUACUGUUGGUGAAAAAUGUUGACCAUUCUGAUAUUGCAAAAAUAAAGUACAUMAGCUGUCAUACUCGCUCUGAAGAAUAUAUGAGAAAAACUGUUUUAUACAAAAUUAUGAUCAAUUGUGAAAACUUCCAGACUCCUGUUGGAUCAUCAGUUAGACUUCCUUGCAAAGUUAAUAUUCCAGAUGAUGAACUAGAUUACAUAAAAUGGACCUUUAUUCUUAAAAGGCAUUCCAUGACUAAAAGAAUAAAGCUUUUCGGAAAAGAUGGAAAAGCAACACUUGCUUCCAUGGCAUUUAAUGGAAGGAUUACUGUAGAGAAUAAAACUUUGAUAGUACAACACAUCAAAAUGGAGGAUGUUGGUAUAUAUCAGUGUGUAGCUUAUCGCAAGAAGAAUAUUCACCAAAGCAAUGGAAUAUAUCACUAUAAUGUWAAUGUUACAGCCAGAACAACAAGCAAGCCAAUAGUUGUGGACACUACWGCUUCAACAGAGACAAUUACCUCAAGUCCAAAUAUUAGUUAUACAGUGGACCCUGCCAAGACAGUUACACCAAAUACUUCAUCCCAGCCUAAAUUCACAACACCAAYAACUCUAGCAAGAAAAACAGUAAAUAUAUCAACUGGAGGCAUGCAGGUGGCAACAACUCCCACAACUUCUUCAAAGUCUACACAAAGUUCAGUAAAACAAACCAAUGCUAGAUCUACUGUUUYAACUACACUGACCCCAAGGCUAACUACAGCUUCAUUGUCACACAAAGAACUAAAUGUAAGUUCUACUAACAAGCCAAAGGACGUUUUGCCUACAACCUCAAACAUAGUGAAUUUAAAUGAGACUCAAAAACGUGACGAUAAAACUCCAAAUGGAUCUACCAGAUCAGCUUUAUCGAAGUGGCUUUUGGUAUAUUUGUUUCUUUUGUUCAAUUUAGUAAAUUCUUGAACACAGUAGUAUACAGAUCUAGACUAGCAAGUUACAUCAUUCAAGAAUCUCAGAUCAUCAAUCAUUCAGCUCUAAUUAGGUAUACAUGUGUACCCAACAAUUUGUUGCUACAGUAAGCAAACUGUGAACUGUUUUGUAUGAUGAUGAUGACAACAAACUUAAAUGUACAUAUUGUAUAUACCAGCCAAAGUAAUAGAAGACAUAUUCUUCUGGUAAAURUAUUUCAAUAAUGAUUUGUAAACCAAAUUUAUAUAAAAGCCUUCAUUACCUAAAUUUGUUAGUACAUUUUUGAUGUUUCAAAAAAAUUAACAUGCAAUAAUGUAGUUAUUUGUUAUAUUUAUUYUAGUUAAAGCUCUAAAGCUUUUUACUCAUAUUUUAGUUGGUUUUAUGAAUAUAUAUACAUAUUAUUUAUCCAAUUCAGUUGUGUAAAUAUUGUACAUAGAUAACAAUCAUGUAUCUUCCAUAAAUCAUUAUGAAAAUAAAAAUAGGUUUAUAUACA